This is a messenger RNA of Chanos chanos (milkfish), 750 nucleotides long. RefSeq names its product spindle and kinetochore associated complex subunit 1 (gene ska1). NCBI's taxonomy places the organism in Eukaryota, Metazoa, Chordata, Actinopteri, Gonorynchiformes, Chanidae. Gene Ontology annotation, cellular component: mitotic spindle; spindle microtubule; outer kinetochore. The record is from RefSeq and is a predicted model, not a curated record. The transcript has 6 exons. Bases 1 to 750 code for a protein of 249 amino acids. Gene Ontology annotation, molecular function: microtubule binding. Gene Ontology annotation, biological process: cell division; regulation of microtubule polymerization or depolymerization; chromosome segregation.
AUGAGUCACUGUGAGCUGGAGGACUUAACACGACACGUCAAUGACAAGAUUGCAGCAAUCAAAACAGUGUUAGAGCUCCGAGCAGUUGCAAAGGAUCCAGACAAACGGAGCAUUCUUCGCAAAAUCGGGCAGGACGUCUGUGCAAUCAAUGGACUUCUUGACCGGUUUGAAAAAUGUGUCAAAGAACAAAGAGACUUGUUAAAACACUUGAAGGAGCUGGAUGAAUUCUUCAAAGAGGAUGUGCAGAAUGCUCAACAUCUGAAGGAGAACACCCCCUUACACAUGCCCAGAGGUGGUCAGGUGACAGAUGAGAACAAACAGCCAGAAGUGCACUCAGCACCUCAAGAGCAAGAGCCUCCCAAGAAGUCCCAGCGCAACCAGAUCAAAGAGAUGGAGUUCAUUACCGUCCAGGAGUUUGAGUCCAUCCCACAGUAUAUGAAAGGCAGACUGCGGUACGACCAGCUCAACGCGGCCGUGCAGACCAUCAACAAAGCAGUGGUAGGAAAGUACAAGAUCUUACAUCAACCACUGAAGAACCUCACCAACGUGACCCGCAAACUCCACCAGCGAUUUAAGGACGAGGAGACGGAGGACACCAAAGGUCAGUUUUUCGUGGUGGACGCAGACAUUCAGGAGUUCGGGCAGGUGAAGGUGGACAAGCGCUUCGUGAACAUGCUCAACAUGCUGCGGCACUGCCAGAGGCUGCGCGAGACGCGGGGGGGGCGACUCACGCGGUACGUUCUGGUUUGA